Molecule: messenger RNA, 3167 nt
Organism: Daphnia pulex (common water flea)
Lineage: Eukaryota; Metazoa; Arthropoda; Branchiopoda; Diplostraca; Daphniidae
Product: PDZ domain-containing protein 8-like
Exons: 16
Coding region: 311-3055 (914 amino acids)
Biological process (GO): mitochondrial calcium ion homeostasis
Cellular component (GO): mitochondria-associated endoplasmic reticulum membrane contact site
Molecular function (GO): protein binding; lipid binding
Source: RefSeq, a predicted model, not a curated record
CUUUUUCCGACAUCGAAUGGGCCGGGCAUUUGUGAAACAAUUGUUAAACCAUCGGCAAGCCACACAAGAGGAGCUCACAAAAGCUUCUCUCUCGGCUUCUCUCGGCAGUAAGAAAAAUCGAAAAGGAUUUCCCAUUGAACGACGACGACGUGUGUGUAGAAUAAAGAAAAGAAUCCCUUGAAAGAGAGAGAAAAAAAACCUUCGUCUUUUCUUAUAUUCCGGCCUAUAGGAAAAUUACGCACCUCCUCUUUUUCACUGACUUUAUUGAUCGGGAAGACGACAAGGAGGGGGAUUCGGUCCUGUAUCUAUCAUGUUUCUCUGGUUGAUUUUGACCGGCCUGAUUUGCUUUCUAUUGGGAAUCGUUUUGACAUUGGCCGUCGGCCAGCGGGACCUUCUCUGUUGGAUCAUGCCGGCGGAUGACGACAAGUUGCUUCCUCAAGUGAACCCGGAGAGCACAACUCCGCUGGUGACCAGUGACCAGCCCAUUUCCUUUGAAUUGCCCGAGGGAUUGGCCGGAAAGCUGACCGCAGAGAAGAUUCCAGCUGCCGAAAUGGACAAAACUCAGAAGGAUGAAACUUUACUGGCCGUCAAUCUCUUGUUGCAGUUCUUCUUCCGGGAAGCCCAAAACAACGGACUGGUCCGUCGAUUUCUCAUCCAUCGGAUCAAUAAAGAGAUGCAGGAAGGGGUCGCCAAAGGAGGCGCGACUGUUAACAAAAUUAUCAAAGGAUUGAAGAUUUACGACAUUGAAAUGGGGACAAAGGCUCCAUCCAUCGGCGGUUUUGAAGUCAACAGUCUCGUCCUCGACGAGGACCAAAAAUUGAUCGAAUCGAUCGAUCUGAUAAUUCACCUUGAAUACAGCGGUGGAUUCGCUAUGGGAAUCGACGUGGCCUUGCCUUAUGGAAAAACGGCAUUCCUGGCAGCUAAGCUGUGUCUGCUGAAAGGAGAUCUCCGUUUGAAAUUCUCCCGGCUGCCGUAUUCUCAUUGGACGAUCGCUUUCAGUCCACCACCUAUUCUGGAUAUGCCCAUCAGUUCCCGACUUCAAGGACAGUCUUAUGACGCCGUCACCGAUCUGCUGGCUUCUUUAAUUACAAGUUGGAUUCAGAAGCAACACUGUCUUCCUAACUCUAAAAUGUUGACUCAUCCGCUCUUUCCUGAUCCUGAUCGUUACCUUCUGAAACCGACUCCGGCGCCGACGUCAACGCCAACUCGUCGAGGGAGACUCCAAGUAACCGUCUCCGAUGUCUCUCGACUUGAUCCUUCCCUGAUCCAGGCUGAAGGCCUCUUUUGCAUCUUAGCUCUCGAUAGUUGUCCGUGGAUUGAUUUCGCUCCGUCGGAGGCAGUGGGACACGUGCUCUUGGAUGUUCGCAUGAUUCGCAAGCGAGAUAGACCGCUGGGAUUCGUCUUUCACGGUUUGCCUACAAAUGCAACGUCCGAUUAUUCGGCCAUCGACGAAAUCAUUGUCGAUCUGGUGGGAAACCAUCCGGCUGGAGUGGUGGUGGUGAGCACCGAGCCGGGUUCGGCGGCGGACGAGGCCGGAUUCAGAGCGGGAGACGUUAUCCUGGAAGUGGACGGUUUACCCGUCAAUUCGGUUAGGCAAGUCUUACGAGCCAUUACUACCGCCGAGGCUAAGUAUGUCAUCAUCCGGAUCGAUCGCUUUAUUCCGGCCGUCAAGUCAAAGGUUGAGGCGGACGACGCCAAAAAUGUCAUUAAAACUGAAGGAGCCGAACAGCGCACUCUGUAUCCUCUUCCGGAUGAUGUCAUUGCAAUUCAUCGAGAGACGAUCGGCCGGAUGGUCGGCUUAGAAAUGAAAAGAACUGAAACUCACCCAAUGAGUAAAAUUGUCCAUUUAGGCGAUACUAUGGAUUUUCAUGUGUCGCCAGGCCAGAGAUUCCUCAACUUGUCGAUUUGGUUGACGGGCGUUCGAGGCGAAGAAUUCGCUACAACUGACAACAGUGCGGCAAGUGUCAGUAUUCAGCCGCCAAAGUUCAGUUUGAGCAGGCUCUUUAAAAUGAAAAAGGAUCUGCCGGCUCCGCCCAGCCAAGACUCGGAAAUUGAAGAGCCGUUGAAAGAGGUCCGACUGGGAUAUGUCAAUGUCAGCCUGGCUGAAAUUGCAGCCGAUUGUCAUCUCAACACUCAAGGCCAUCAUGUCUCGACCUAUCAAAUCUAUCCAGCUGACCCCAAAGCAUCAAUCGGUCAGAAACAUUCGUUAAAGGACCAAGAUGGAUUCGACCCUCGCCUGUGCUAUGGCGAUAUCGUCCUUUCCUUCGUUUACCAGCCCGACGAGGAAAUCAAGGAAUCCCAGGAGACUGUUCCCUCGGAAGAAACCUCACCCGAACGAUCCGAGUCUUCCGAACGCCAUCGCUCGCAAGUCGACGUCGUGAUUUAUGAACUGAAACGGCCGCACGAUUGGACGCUGCGACGGUUCGGCCAGCUCCAAAACUGCGACAUUUGUCAAUCGAAGAUAUGGUUGGGCGAGGGCCUUUAUUGCCCAAGGUGCGGCUUAAUCAUUCACAAGAAAUGCUUCAAGCGCAUCAUCAAAGAGGAUAGGAAAUGGUGUAGCGUCAACCAAUCCAUCGCCAAGAUCGAUGACUAUUACAUUUCUAACGUUCCCAUUCCGGUCGAAGGCGUUAAGUCGGAUCUAGAAGGCAAUCCCUUUCAAGUGGACGAAGAAAACGAAGAAACGAACGAGCUGGAGUCGGUUCUUGAACGGUUGCAAGCGCGUGAUCAUAACGAAUCCCUAGUGCGGAUGGCCAAGGAUUCCGGCCGAAAGCUGUGGAACCAUUUAGAUGUAGAGAAGCGGCGCAAUAAAAUCUCUUCAAUGCUGAGUAAAAUUGAAGAUGCCGUCAAAGCUGAAACUAUCCGGCGUUAUGAGUUGGCAGCCGAAUGGGAGAGAGCGAAUUCGAAUACGUGUGCCGACAGCGGGAUUGGCGAUAGCAAAUGGAUUGAAGUGGAGCUGGCGGCAUCUGAGAAGAAACGUCAGGCCUUGGUCCUUCUUGAACUCUAUUUCAAUGUCGGCUGGCAUGACGUAGAAGAUGCGCUAGAGCAAAACGAUUAAUUGAUUAUCUUAUCAAUUAGUUGCGAUUUGAUUUUUUAAAUGGUCGAAUAAUAAUCAAGAUAUUUUCAGUCUAAUACUGCAAAAUGUGAAACAAGUGUCCCUUGUUUAGAAA